This is a messenger RNA of Sphaerulina musiva SO2202, 2515 nucleotides long. RefSeq names its product actin-like ATPase domain-containing protein. Gene Ontology annotation, biological process: regulation of DNA-templated transcription. Bases 63 to 2318 code for a protein of 751 amino acids. The transcript has a single exon. Lineage: Eukaryota; Fungi; Ascomycota; Dothideomycetes; Mycosphaerellales; Mycosphaerellaceae. Gene Ontology annotation, cellular component: Ino80 complex; cytoplasm. The record is from RefSeq and is a predicted model, not a curated record.
CGACAACAGAAACCGAAACAGACCAUGCCAUAGCUGAUCUUUGUGCUUCAUCAACACUCGCCAUGCCUCAUUACACAGUCCCCAUCAGAACGACCGAGGGCCGCAACUCUCCGAAACCUCCUCCUUCCACCGUCCAUACCGUUAGCGAUCCUCCCUACCAGGGCCAGCUCACACCCGAUACGUCCACUUACCUUUCCUCCACUCCAGAUACGGCCAUCAUCAUCGACAAUGGCUCAUCUUCCAUACGCGCCGGCUGGCAAUCCGACACCUCUCCUCGUCUCGUCUUUCCUCCGCUCAUGGCGCGCUAUACCGAUAGGAAAUUGAAUCGUAAGCUGAACUUCAUCGGCUCGGAGAUCUUCUUUGAUGGCACCGCAAGAGGGCAGGCGAAGAACGUUUACGAACCUGGGAGCAAUAUUGUCAACAACUGGGAUGUGCAAGAGGGUGUACUGGAUUAUGUCUUCCUCAAGCUGGGACUGGGAGACAAUGGGAAGGAAGUCAUUGACAGGCCGAUUGUUAUGACAGAACCUCUGGCGAACACGCUCUACACGAGAAAAGUGAUGAGUGAGGUGUUGUUUGAGCUGUAUGGCGUGCCGUCGGUUGCAUAUGGAGUGGACAGCCUGUUCAGCUAUCAUCAGAAUGAGGGAAAUACUGGUCUGGUGGUGUCGAGCGCGAAUAUGAGCACGCAUCUGAUUCCUGUGGUGAAUAAGCAGCCUAUGAUCAGUGCCGCUACGAGGUUAGACUGGGGCAGAGCUCAAUGCGCGGCUUUUCUAGAAAGGCUGUUAAGGAUCAAAUAUCCCGGCUUGUUGACCACCGGGAAGGUGAACGAUACGCAAAUCGAGGACUUGGUUAGAAAGCAUUGCUACGUUAGUCGAGAUUACGACAAUGAGAUGAAAGGCAUGCUGGACUGGAGUGGCCUGGAAGAUCGAGAUCGCGUCGUGCAGCUUCCAUUCCAGGAGAAGGAGGUCGUGCAGAAGACGGAGGAGGAAAUCAAGCGGGCCGAGGAGAAAAGACGAGAGGGUGGCAGACGAUUGCAAGAGCAGGCUGCGAAGAUGAGGCUGGAGAAGCUGAUUCGCAAAGAAGAGGAAGUUGAGUACUUCAAGCAGGUGCAGCAGCAGAUUGCAGACGCGACAACCAAGAAAGAGAUUCGGGCAAUUUUGGAUGACGAAGAGUUCAAAGACGAAAACCAGCUCAACAAGAGGGUGAUUGAGAUGGAGAAGAGCAUACGGAAGCAAAGAAACAAAGAUGUGGGCGAUCUGGAAGAAGAGGUCGUCGAAGAGCCCACAUACCCACUGCUCGACAUCCCUGAUGCCGAUCUAGACGAAGAAGGCAUCAAAGCCAAGAGGCAACAGAAACUGCUCAAAGCAAACCAUGACGCGCGAGCUAGAGCAAAGGCUGAAAAGGAAGCAGAGAAGGCUCGCCAAGCAGAGCUACAACGACAAGACGAUUUGAGGCGAGAAGCGGAUCUCGAUAGUUGGGUAGAGGAGCGACGCGCGGCUCGUUCGGCGGUAAUACAAAAGAUUAGAGAACGCGAGCGCCUCAAGUCUGAGCUUGGAAAUCGCAAGUCGAUGGCUGCUCAGAUGCGUAUGAAGCAGAUCGCCAACCUCGCCUCUGAUCAGCCAACCAAGAAACGAAGGCGUGGUGGUAACGAUGACGAUGGAUUUGGUGCUGAUGACGACGACUGGAUGGUCUAUCGCGAGAUUCAAGCGGGCAAGGACGACGAUGAGGAAGAUGAAGAGGAAGACUUCCAAGGACAGCUCAAAACCAUUGAAGCACAACUACUUGCUCAUGAUCCCAAUUUCACAAUCGAAAGCACGCUCGAACAACAAAAGGACUGGACCAAAAGUCUGGUACAUGCUUUCACUCGCGGACCCUACCCUUUCGAUGCAGAAAGUGCCAAGGAAAGCAACCAAUUCCACCUCAAUGUCGAGCGAAUCCGAGUUCCCGAAGUCCUCUUCCAGCCGAGCAUAGCAGGAGUCGACCAGGCCGGUCUCGUGGAGAUUGCAGAGGACAUUGUGAUGCAGAGACUCUCAUCCCAUCCCAGCCGCAAUGACAUUUUGAAGGACGUCUUCGUGACUGGUGGCUACACUCUGUUCCAAAACUUCGAAGAGAGACUGCACGAUGAACUCCGCGCGGUCUUGCCCAGUGAAGUCGCACUGGGCGUGAGACGAGCUCAAGAUCCCGUCCUGGACGCUUGGAAAGGUGCGGCGAAAUGGGCGAGCACAAGCCCCAGUAGGAGAAGUUUUGUGACCAAGGAAGAAUGGCUCGAGAAGGGCGGAGAGUAUUUGAAGGAGCACAAUUUGGGAAAUGUAUUUACGUAGGUUUUCAGUGCCGCGGGAGAUGUGUUGAUAUUGUGGUUGUGGUGAUGGGUUAGGUACCUUAUGGUUCCAGCAGCAAGCGUUGGCGUUCCGGAUUGAUUCAUGGAUGCUGGUCAGAUACAAAAUACCUACCUACCUACUUACGACUGACUACCUUAUUAUUGAGACAGUCCGGUAGAUUUUUUCUCGAAUUCGAAAAC